Messenger RNA from Liolophura sinensis, 5020 nucleotides. RefSeq lists its product as uncharacterized. The record is from RefSeq and is a predicted model, not a curated record. Gene Ontology annotation, biological process: intracellular signal transduction; cortical actin cytoskeleton organization. Gene Ontology annotation, cellular component: cytoplasm; cytoskeleton. The transcript has 16 exons. Gene Ontology annotation, molecular function: actin filament binding. Lineage: Eukaryota; Metazoa; Mollusca; Polyplacophora; Chitonida; Chitonidae. Bases 108 to 4811 code for a protein of 1567 amino acids.
GAGCGAAAGGGAGACAGAGGGUGGAAAGAGACAAGACCAGUGAGUGGAUACGCAACUAGUGUAUACAUGCAAGUCCUUGUCACCGGAUUUCAGAAUGGCUCCUUUAGAUGGACGUGCGGCGGAAGCCGGUGGGAAGUUCCAACAGUACCGAUGUGUUUAAAGGCUCAGCUCUAGUGUCAGCACUACUUUAUACAUCCCCGCGGAGGUUUAAGUGUCGUGCUUCGGCUUUCAAGUUCGCCAGACGCUUGUUCAAACUAGGAUUCAUCAGAAGCAUUUUCGGAUGGACUACUUUCGAGGACUCUUCACACUUGUAUCGUUGGGAAGAUGAAAAUGUACCCCCUCGGGGUAGCAGCUUGAGUGCUAUGAUGUCUUAUUCGUAUUACCCACCCCUUCAGAAGGCUAGUUUAGAUGGACAUAGGACUAGUGAUAAAUUAGAUAAUAAACUUCUGGACGACGUCAAGGGCAGACUACUCCGCGACAACACUUCUAGCGGCUACCUCAUCGACUCCUUCUUCCGGGACUUGGAGAAAAACUUUCCGGAAGAGUGCCGAAAACCGUCACAAAAACUCCAAUCAAACUACUGGCAGAACAAACGCGCCAGUACGACAUCCACCGACAGCUCGGCAGAUCCCUACUCCCUGUAUAAAUCACGUGAUAGACUAUACCCCAAAUCCACUCAUUCAGCGUCCAUGGCUUCGUCACGUGAUCAUUCAGUUAUACCGGAAGAGGCCCCGGAUACCUACAUGAUCGGCCGUCUGGGAAUGCAAAUGCCGCCAUUUGACUAUGAAAUCUCUUCCAAUACCCCUGGAACUUACAACAGCCAUGCGUCAAGCGGAGCCGAGAGCGGCAUGGGCGGCGAUUCAUCAAGUCGCCGAUUCGCCGAUCAAAAUUUUUCCUUCUCUGAUAAUGAAAAACAACUGUUGGAGGAGAUGAAACGCAUGAAAAAAGAACAUCAGCAUAUUUUGAGGUCAUAUGAAGACAGAAUCAACAAGUUGAUGAUGAAAAUGCACGAACUGAGAAGCAUAGCUGAAAUGCUAGAAAAUUCCAGUACUAAGUCGUCACCAUAUGGAAUUAUUCCUGGAAAAGGAGGUUUGCUGGGAUCAAUAGAUGCCAAACUGGAUCAGGAUCGUCCUUGGACGGGGUCGACACAGCCACAAGACUCCGACGUUCCGCCUCCGUUACCCCCAAGACCCAGCCGUGGGAAUAAAGUCUACCCCAACAAGCCAAUUCUUCAGCCGAGGAGAAAAAUGAAGUACAUCGCCUGGAAGAGGAUAAUUCUCAGUGAUCUAGGAACGCCGGGAAGUCAGCUGUCCAUCUGGCAUACAAUGAUCGAACCGCGGAUAGACACAGAAGCCGUAGAACUUGUGUUUAAUGACGAGAGUGACGGAUACCGCAGUCAGGUGUCGCUUUAUGAUGACGUCGUGGCGCGACGAGGCAGAUCGAGAAGUUACGUUUCAGUUGUUGAUCGAGAUAAGGCUCAGAUUUUCGUCAGUAAGAUGCAUUUUCUCAAACUAACACUGCAAGACGUCAUACAAGCGAUCAGUGAACUUCAAACACCAUUUCUGGACGAAGAAGGGGCGGACGCUCUACUGGAUUUGAUUCUCUCACAUAAAGAUAUGGACCGAGUUUUACAUCAAGCCCAACGAAAAGGAACAGGUCAGUUCGAUAUCCCGGAUUACAUCAUGUAUGAGGUGUCACGGAUUGACCACUACCGAGAAAAGGCAGAGUUACUCCGGUUCCAGCAAAGGAUUCACGACUAUCUCUUCGAUAUCGAUCAACAGCUUAAAGAUGUUCGCACGGCAUGUGAAGAAAUCUGCUCAAGCGUUUUCCUGAAGAACCUUUUAGAGACGUUAUUAGCUGUUGGGAACCACAUGAAUGGGGGGACCGCCUCUGGGCAGGCGGACGGUUACCACCUGGAGGUGUUGGCCACUCUCAAGGAGAUCGAGGAUAGGGAGGGACGCGAAAAUUUGCUAGUGUUCCUUAUAAAGACCUAUUGCCAGCAGUACACACAAGACGUAUCCAGGUAUUCCCUUCCCGAACCAUCAAAUAUGAGACACGCUGCACAGGUCUCCCUUAACGACGUCAACAACGCUCUGUGUGGACUUAGCGAUGACUUGGCUCACGUGAGAAAAAGUAUAUCCCCUCUUCUUUACGACAACAACGGUACGCUCCCAGAAAACAUUUCCAACCGUCUUCAGCAGUUUUUCGCAAAAGCUGAAGAAGGCAUCGAGGCGCAGAUGCGACAUUUUCGGGAGACGAAGGACAACUUCCAAAGGACAGCAGCUUACUUUAUGUUUGACGGAGAGCAGGAAGAGGUAAGGCAGCAGUGCACUAAGACCUUCUUUGGAACAUGGGCAACAUUUUUGCACGAUUGCAAACAUCACUGGAAAGAUGUUCAACGGAAGCUUGCCAAGGAACGAUUCCAAACAAACUUCACCAUAACACGAGACAAGAAGGUACCAUCCAGGAAGCUUCCAUUACCAGACCCACCGCCAGAGAUACCACCUAAACCCUCACCAAUGGUAUCAACCUCCUCCUCAAAGCUUAACCAGUCACCCACCAAAAGCUCAGGAGAGAGUCUUCCCACUGACACGCAGGUCCGGGGGAGAAACCUGUGGGAGACCUCCGAGUCCUCAUCUCGGCGACCCCGGGACCCUCAUCACAGCAAACACAAUGCUGAAAGACAGACCCGGGCCGACCAAGAACACUGCAAACCCUUGUUCAAUAGAAAACAGACAUACCACAAGGAUGGCUCUUCUACUCGUUCCCCUUCCCCUAAAAGAAUCAUUUCUACCCCACCCACAACUGGGGAUAUACAUCGUCCUGUGCCCACACCACCGAAACCAUCCAAACCCUACAGCAACAACCUUCAGGUACACCCGUCCAACUAUGAAAACCAGGAUGAUGCCCUUCUACAGCAUCCCCAGUCCACGGUUUCUCAAAAGGACAACAGCCCUACACGAUACGGGGGUAGUGAAAAUAUGCCACCGUCUCCGAGAAGGGCACAGAUACCAGUACCAGACCCCGAGGAGUCUCAAAGAAAACAGUCAACCGGAUUUUCAUUGAAGUCAUGGUUACGGAAGGAGAAUGUCAAAUCUCGACAACCAAAUCAAGAACAAAUGGUAUCCCCAAAGGAACCCGAGCACCAGAAUAAGUCUAAUACUGCCUUUGUGAAAUUGAGGAACACCGUGGUGCAAAAGUUCGGAAAUAACGGCGGCUCUAGGAGAGGAUAUGACGCGUCAAGUCCGGAGUCAAAACAUCGAUCUGCUGUGGAUCAUCGAGAAUUCCGUCACCACAGUCUGAAUAAAUACUCAGGCAACAGAGACAGUUCCAGCGGCCGAUCUCGUUCUAGAUCACCAUCAGGGGACAGAAAUCCCACAAAACGUUCUGGCCACCAAGACAGUGAUAUGGAGGCCGAAGAAGAAGUGGCCUUUUACAACGGCAGAGGAAGCAAACCUCGAGAUAAACCUCCAAAUAAAAACGUACCUCCAGUCGUGCCGGCCAAGCCCCAAGCCGAGGUGAAGGCUAACUUUGCCUCAUUUGGAAUAAUUGACCCAAAUACAGGGUCGUACCGUCCGGCUGAGAAAGCUAAGCAGCAGAGUGACGUGAACAAUAACGAGCAGGGUUCUCCCAGGGUUGUACAUUCGAAAAGGGUUCGGGGUAGAGACAGAGCACCCCUAGCCCUCGGCAGUAACAUGAGCUUAUCAGACCCCUAUCCUCGCCCUGACGGGUCUACUAACCUGGUCCCUCAGCGCCAAAGCUGGGAUGCCAAUCCCCAGUCAACCGUUCCAAGCAACUCAGCAAGAGCGCAGAGACAGUUUAACACCAUUGCUGGAAGCUCACCAGUGAACCCUAUCCCAACAUAUCGAGCUAAAGUCAUCCACAUGUAUGAAAACCAGUCAAAAUACGAUGCUUCCGAAAUGGUUCCUCCAGGUGUAUACCAUGAAGCUCCCCAAGAUCUACACUCGGCCAGGGGACCACAUAGAUAUAACACAAUGGGUCCAAACCGAGCCAGCAACUAUCUGCUCAUGCAGAGUAAAGAGGAUCAGCACGGUAAUGCCCAUCAAGACCGCUCCGAGGACAGGUUUGCCGACCAGAGGCGCCAGCAACAAGGGGACUUAAAGAGGAUGCCUCAAGACAAGGGCAUAGAGCCUAUGGGUAUGAGCUAUCAGGGAAACAACCAAGGCCAGCAGACCCAGCUUAACCCACGCGAUAAGGCUGCUGCACAUGCACAGUCAAUCACAUCUUUAAUAGAACGUUUUGAAGCCGGUAAAGGCCCUCCACCUCCCGGAUAUCAGGGGUCAACUGUCGCGAUGACGUCAACGCCCGUUACACAACGUAAAAACCUGCAGAUAUCUGUGCAGCCGGAGUCCGCGGGUCGCGAUGGGCAGAGACAGAUGUAUGAUCACAUUCAGAACCCGUUCCCACUGCUGGAUGGAGUGACCCAAGCCGCUUCCACAGGAAGUGGUAAGUCCCACGGGGAAAAUCAGAGGGGUUCCAAUCCCGGAGGUGACAGCCGUCAUCAUGGUGACUCCAACUCUCGUGCUAGCCAUCACCAGUAUCACGGCAACUCUUCAGGUCACCCGGGACCUGGAUACGACCAGCAGAGACGGCCUGAGCAGGACGAAGGUUAUCGAGAUCAGCUGAGGCGAGCGCUGAACAACAACAGCAACGUUGUCAUGCAGCGGUACUCCAAGCCCAGCCCUGGUUAUAGCGGACAUUCUUCCACGUCGCACCGCAGUCCUCCACAAAUGAUGCGGGCGAUGCCGGUCAAACCCUCCGUGUACCAUCAUGGCGGAGUGACUGUUUGACGGGAUAAACAUUUACAACAUUCGCUCUUCACUUUAUGUCAUUUUGUUUUGUCUCUCUUAAGUGCCACUGCUCAUUUCGGUUUGUCAUCUUUCAUUUAUCGCAUGGCAAUAAUUUGUUUUGAUAGUUUUAUGUCUGUGAUUUGUCUGGCCAGUAUACCUUAAAGAGUAAAUGACUCUUAAAAGGUAAAUGUCUAAAUGGCAGAUUUGAU